CCUCGUCGCACCUGUCAGUUUGUGGUGUCUGAUACAGCCGGAUUUCACGGACGUUGCAAACAAGCACAACAGCCAGUCGGCAGCAUGAGUGCGCGACGGGUGGUGGUUACUGGGUUAGGCGCCGUGUCGCCGCUGUCAGCGACAGCGCGGACGACGUGGCAGCGAGUGGUGCGUGGAGACUGCGCCAUUGGCAUGCUUCCAGAGCUGCACCGUUACGAGGAGGUCGGGAUUCCGACCAAGCUCGCCGCAACGGUGCCACGCGUACAGGACGCAGACUCUUCCAACGGCAGUGCCGAUGAUGAUGCGCUGGUGCGCUUUGAUGCACCUGCUGUACAGGCAAGGCACGGACGGCGUACGUUGCCGGACAGCAUCUUGUAUGCCCUGUCAGCUGCAGAUGAGGCCAUCGCCGACGCUGGGCUGGCAGAUGCGCUGCAACAGAACAGCAGCAGCAGCAGCAAUGAUAACAGGCAAGUGAACGGCGCAAGGGCUGGCGUUGCUGUGGGCACGGGCAUCAGUGGGCUGCAGGAUCUCAUCGCAGCGCACGAGACGCUGCACACGCGAGGGUAUCGCCGAGUGAGCCCUUACUUGAUUCCCAACAGCCUGGUAAACAUGGCCGCUGGCCUCAUCAGCAUCGACUACGGUCUUCGCGGCCCAAACCACGCCGUGUCAACCGCCUGUGCCACUGGCGCUCACGCCAUCGGUGACGCGUACCGCUUCAUCAAGUACGGUGAUGCAGAUGUGAUGGUCUGUGGAGGAGCCGAUGCUUGCAUCAUGCCAGUUGUCGUCGCAGGCUUUGCAAGGGCCAAAGCGCUUGCGACGGGGUUUGACGAUGCGCCCGAGGAGAGUUCGCGGCCGUUUGAUCGGCGGAGAAGCGGAUUCGUUAUUGGCGAGGGGGCAGCCCUCUUCGUCUUGGAGGAACUGGAGCAUGCACGUGCACGUGGUGCCCAUAUCUACGCCGAAGUGCGCGGUUACGGCCUUUCAGGGGAUGCGCACCACGUGACGGCACCGCACGAGAGCGGGGACGGGGCAUAUCGCGCCAUGCGUGCAGCACUCGACUCUGCCGGGGUCGACGCGCGUGUGCUUGAUCACAUCAAUGCGCACGCCACCUCCACUCCGCUUGGCGAUGGGAUUGAAUGUAGGGCCAUCAAAGCGCUCCUGGCAGGCACAGCCGCACAGCCAACCAUCACCGCCACAAAGGGGGCAACAGGGCACCUGCUUGGUGCGGCGGGCUCGCUCGAAGCCAUGUUUGCUGUGAUGAGCAUUCACGCGGGCGUUGUGCCGCCAACUUUAAAUCUGCACGAACCGCUGGAAGAAGCAGAAGGCCUUCAUCUUGUCGCAAAUACGGCCCAGCAGCAAUCGAUCAACUUUGCACUGAGCAACUCGUUUGGAUUUGGCGGCACGAACGUCUCUCUUCUCUUCAGCAAACCAGACGCGUAGUGUGCGUAUGUUUCCGUGUGUGUCGAAGAAGGGGGGGGGGUACUGUAACGUAAGUGAAUCGUUCGUUGGUGUUCUUGUGAGCGUGGCGCGUGCUGAUCUGUACACAUGUAUUGUUGUCAUCAGCACCAUCUUAACACAAGCAAGCAAGCAGCAUCAGUCUUUGAAACAUGAAACGAACACAUCAGCA
Salpingoeca rosetta is the source of this 1624-nucleotide messenger RNA. RefSeq names its product oxsm protein. Lineage: Eukaryota; Choanoflagellata; Craspedida; Salpingoecidae. Gene Ontology annotation, molecular function: 3-oxoacyl-[acyl-carrier-protein] synthase activity. The transcript is spliced from 8 exons. The coding region runs from base 85 to 1437 and encodes 450 amino acids. Gene Ontology annotation, biological process: fatty acid biosynthetic process. The record is from RefSeq and is a predicted model, not a curated record.